This is a messenger RNA of Jaculus jaculus (lesser Egyptian jerboa), 1764 nucleotides long. It is a transcript of the gene Tlr10, whose product is annotated as toll like receptor 10. Gene Ontology annotation, cellular component: membrane. The record is from RefSeq and is a predicted model, not a curated record. NCBI's taxonomy places the organism in Eukaryota, Metazoa, Chordata, Mammalia, Rodentia, Dipodidae. Gene Ontology annotation, molecular function: Toll-like receptor 2 binding; lipopeptide binding; transmembrane signaling receptor activity. Gene Ontology annotation, biological process: inflammatory response; toll-like receptor signaling pathway; cellular response to bacterial lipopeptide.
AUGACAAACAUAGGUGGCAGAAGCCAAUUUCUAAGUCAUGGAAGUCCUUGAAAUCUUUCUUUAGAGAAGUCCAAGGUAUCUACUCUGUUACUUAAUAAAGUUAACUUGCGCUGGGAUGACCUGUACAUCUUCCAACUUGUUUGGCAUACAACAAUGGAAUACUUCCAGAUCCAAAAUAUGACUUUUGGAGGUAAAGUUUAUCUUGACCACAACUCAUUUCACUACUCAAAUACUGCAAUGAGAGCUAUAAAAUUGAAAUAUGUACAUCAUAGUCUUUUUUAUAUUCCACGGGAUAGAAUCUACUUGCUUUCUAACAAAAUGAAUAUAGAAAACCUGAUAAUAUCAGAUGCACAAAUUGCAUAUGUGCUUUUCUCUAAUUACCUGAAAAGUUUCUGAUAUUUAAAUUUUGCCAAAAGUAUCUUAACAGACAGUCUAUUUAAAAACCAUAUCCAAUUACCUUACUAGAAAACUCUCAUUUUGCGGGGCAAUAAAUUGGAGACUCUCUCCUUAGUGAGCAGCUUUGCUAACAACACGCCCUUGUUUUACUUGGAUCUGAGCCAAAAUCUAUUACAACAUAAAAUUGAUAGAAAUUGCUUUUGGCCAGGCACCUUGAUCAUCACGAAUUUAUCAUCCAAUAAACUUGCUGAUUUGGUUUUCCAGUGCUCGCCUGAAAGCAUUCAAAUAUUUGAUGUGAAUAGUAAUAAAAUUCAAACUGUCCCUAGAGAGAUUACCCAUCUGAAGUCUUUACAAGAGCUAAACAUUGCAUUUAAUUUUCUAACUGAUCUUCCUGCCUGAAGUCCAUUCAAAACACUCUCCGGGAUUGAAAUGAACUAAAUUCUCAGCCCAUCUCUGGCUUUUUCUCAAAGCUGCUAGGAAGUUAGGACUUUAAACAUAGGAAGGAAUCCAUUCCGGCGUACUUAUGAACCAAGAGAUCUCACUCGACUUGGAAAAUAUUCACAGGACAUGAUGGUUGGGCGACUACUCUCAUACACUGGUGAAUGCCCUUUGGGUCUGAAGAGGAUUCCGUUAAGGGGUGUUCAUCUUCCUGAAUUAGUGUGCAGCCCAGCUUUGUUAAUGGUCACCAUUGUGUUGCGCAUGCUAGUCCUGUGGAUGAUGGUGACAUUCUGCUUCCGCUUUCAUGUGGCCUGGUCUCUCAGGAUUCCAGGCCAGUGGGUGUGGACACAACGCAGAAGUCAGAAGUCGGGGCAGGAAAAGAGAAGUGCCCAAUUCCAUGCAUUCAUUUCAUGCACUCAGCAUGAUCUCCUCUGGGUAAGGAAUGCAUGGAUCACAAAUGUCGAGGAGGAAAACGGCUCUAUCUUAAUUCAUCUUCUUGAAGAAAACUUUCGCCCUGGCAGAUGCAUGAUUGAAAACAUUACAAGCUGCAUCGAACACAGCUAGAACACAAUCUUUGUUUUGUCUCCCGAUUCUGCCCAGAGGGCAUGGUGCCAUGAUGAACCCUACCUUGCCCAUCAUAACCCCAUGCAUUCUCAUUCGGAGUAAACCAUUCUACCCAUUCCUCUCUACUGCACUUCUGUUAGGUUUUAUAUGCUGAAAGCUCUCCUGGGGGAAAAAAAUAACUUAGAACGGCCCAAGGAAAAGUGUAAACAUGGGCCUUUUGGGGCAUACCUUCAAGCUGCUCUUAAUAUUCACUUAUCAGAUACCAGCAAAAUGUGUGAGCUACGGACAUUCACAAAACCCAAGGAUGGCUCCAAUGAAGAGUACCAAGGUCCUACAAUCUCCUUGAUAGGAACGGGCUGCUUAUAA